Molecule: messenger RNA, 1705 nt
Organism: Sesamum indicum (sesame)
Lineage: Eukaryota; Viridiplantae; Streptophyta; Magnoliopsida; Lamiales; Pedaliaceae
Product: alpha/beta-Hydrolases superfamily protein
Source: RefSeq, a predicted model, not a curated record
UAUAAAUUCCCCGCUGACGCGUUAAUCUUCCACCUUUUCUCUCCCUCUAGACCUUCGCCCAUUUUUCUGUCUGUGCAUCCCUUUUUCCGUUUUGGUAUAACGUACGUACAGAAGCAAUCGUAUAUUUUACCCCGGAGAGGGCGAGAGGGAUGGAGGCAGCGGCGGUGGUGCGGGUGGAGGAGCUAACAUCCGGUGCGAGCGGCCGUAUAAUACCGGUCUUCAGAAAUCUCCGCCAGUCAAUUCUAUCCUACGAGACCUUCCGCAAAAGUCUCGUCUUAAUAUAUUCCUUUUUUGUCUGGAUCCUGAUAGUCCUUCCCCGCCGCCACCGGUUUUCCUCUACCGCCUCACCGCCUUCGUCCCCCAAAACGCAGUCGUCUUCUGUGAGGCGGCGAAAAUUCAGUAUCCAGAGAGAUGAAGAGGAUACGAUGAGGCGUAGGGCUUUAGCGGAGGCAAUAGAGAUGGUGACCGAGGAUGACCGCAGGUGCAAGUGGACGACGUCGUUGUUUUUUGGUGUAAAACGGAAUGCUCUGUUUUGCCGGUCGUGGUUCCCGGUCUCCGGCGAAUUGAAGGGUAUUCUGAUUAUCAUACAUGGGCUUAAUGAACACAGUGGACGUUAUUCUCAUUUUGCUAAACAACUAAUCUCCUGCAACUUUGGGGUAUAUGCGAUGGAUUGGAUAGGUCAUGGCGGAAGUGAUGGAUUGCAUGGAUAUGUACCUUCACUGGAUCAUGUUGUUGCAGACACUGCGGCUUUUCUGGAAAAAGUCAGAGUAGAUAAUCCAGGUGUACCAUGCUUCCUAUUUGGUCAUUCAACUGGAGGGGCGGUGGUGUUGAAGGCUGCUUCAUAUCCCCAUAUAGAAGAAAUGUUGGAGGGAAUAAUAUUGACUUCACCUGCUUUGCGCGUCAAACCAGCCCAUCCUAUUGUUGGUGCUGUGGCCCCAAUAUUCUCAAUGGUGGUUCCAAGGUUCCAAUUCAAAGGUGCUAACAAACGGGGUAUUCCAGUCUCCAGAGAUCCUGCAGCCCUCUUGGCCAAGUACUCGGACCCAUUGGUCUACACUGGACCCAUAAGAGUCCGAACUGGACAUGAAAUUCUGCGCAUUACCGCGUUUUUGACACGCAAAUUCCAGUCCAUUACAGUCCCAUUUUUUGUCCUUCAUGGGACCGCUGAUAGAGUAACCGAUCCAUUGGCUUCUCAGGAUUUAUACAAUGAGGCACCAUCCAAGUUUAAGGACAUCAAGCUUUAUGAGGGUUUUUUGCAUGAUCUUCUCUUUGAGCCUGAGCGAGAGGAGAUUGCUCAGGAUAUCAUUGAUUGGAUGGAGAAGCGACUAACUGCUCACUGUCAUGAAAAUGCCAAUAGUUAUUUCUGAGAUGAAGAAUUAGGUUGGGCAUGAUCAAGGUGGGUUUCAUCGUGAUGGAUGAUUUUCAGCUGAAAAUUCAAUUUGCAGGAGGGUAAUAUGUAAUAUGUAUAUAGUGGAAACUUCUGUUUGUUGCAACAAACUAGAGCUCUUGUGAUUAGCACAUUGAACAGAAAGAAAAAAAAACAAAAAAAAAAAAAGAAGAAAAACUAAACUAGCAUAAAAUUUUUGCUUCUGGAAAAUAUCUUCUGAAAGUGAGAUAUCUCCUAUUCGAUCAUCAUUUUUGCUUUAUGUCGGGAUUUGUGUACGCUACUCUUUAACAAUUUAUUCUUAUUUAGCUUUAUGUUGUCUUA